Messenger RNA from Magallana angulata, 1023 nucleotides. RefSeq lists its product as uncharacterized. The transcript has a single exon. The record is from RefSeq and is a predicted model, not a curated record. The coding region runs from base 1 to 1023 and encodes 340 amino acids. Lineage: Eukaryota; Metazoa; Mollusca; Bivalvia; Ostreida; Ostreidae.
AUGUGGUCUCAGAUAGACACUUAUAUGAACGGAAAACUUGUGUCCCUCAAUACUAGCUACUAUGCUUGGGAAGCCUACCUAAAACUUCUCCUUUCGAGCGGUAGUGAUGUCUCUCAAUCCCAGUUACAGUCUCAGCUUUACUAUCCAGACGACGACGACAUGGACAAUCCGGACGCAUACGGAGGCACCAAUGGGGGCCUUAACAACCGCUAUGCAUUUACUCAAAACAGCCAAAUAUUCGAUUUAGAUGGUCCAUUGUACGAAGAUAUAUUUAGAAUUGAUAAAUACUUAGUCAAUGGGGUGGAUUUACACUUGAAACUGUUUAGGAACCCCGCUGCAUUUGUCUUGAUAAGCAAAGAAGUCUCCCCUAGCUACAAGUUGCAGUUGCUAGACGUGUCCUUUAAAGCAUGCAUGAUUAAGGUGGACAGUGGAAUUUUGAUCAACCAUGCUGAAAUCUUGAAAGACAAGACGGCUAAAUACCCCCUGACUAGAACCGAAGUAAAAAUAAGCACCUGUACUCAAGGUUCUGGAUCGUUUAUCUGGCAGAACGUUUGGUCUAACACCUUACCGACCAAAGCCGCAUUCUGUUUCAUAUCUCAAAAAGCUGUCAAUGGUCAUUACGAGAAGAACCCAUUCAACUUCCAGAACCUUGUGGAAGAGAUUGCACUUUACGUGAACGGGGAAAGCAUGCCUACCCGCCCCAUGAAAAUCGACGUAGGAACUAAUCAAAAUAACGUCACACUCUUUGUCAAUUUAUUUGAAGCGGCAGAAAAAUGGAACAAAGAUGCAGGAUUGGAAAUAACAAGAAGUCAGUUUGGCAAAGGAUAUACCAUAUACACUUUUAGCCUGGCCCCUGGUGACCUAGGUGAAGAGUAUAUAAACCUGGUGAGACAAGGAAACAUUCGACUCGAAGUCAAAUUUGCUGCCAAUACAACGGAAACCUUGAACUGUCUGGCCUACGCAGAAUUUCCGGCCCUCUUGGAAGUGGACCAAUCACGGGACAUCAAAUACACUAAAGUAUGA